This is a messenger RNA of Pestalotiopsis fici W106-1, 408 nucleotides long. RefSeq lists its product as uncharacterized. The transcript has 3 exons. Bases 1 to 408 code for a protein of 135 amino acids. The record is from RefSeq and is a predicted model, not a curated record. Lineage: Eukaryota; Fungi; Ascomycota; Sordariomycetes; Amphisphaeriales; Sporocadaceae.
AUGACGCUGAUUCACGUCGUCCUUUUCAGAUUUCGUCCGGAGGUAACAGCGGAGCACAAGGCAACGUUUGUCACGGAACUCAAGAAGCUCAAAAAUCUGUCCUGUGUGAAGGAAGGACGACUGGUUGUAGGGGGCCCGUCCGUGACAGACCCAAUUGAAAGGAGCAAAGGGUUCGAAUUUUGCUUGGUCAGUUAUCACGAGAACAUAAAGGCGUUAGAAGAAUAUCAAGCAAGUAAGGAGCAUCAUUGGGUGACAAGUACAUACAUGUUCCCCUUUAAAGAGGAUUUAUGCCGAUUUGACUUUGAAGUUGGUGCAGACGAUGAGUACAUGUGCAAUUUCACAGAAAUUGCAAACUGUUUAAGCAAAGUUCAAGACGCGAACGGUCUCAAUGGUGUUAAAAGUUCAUAG